GGAAAUCCUCGGCUUCUCCCGCGCUUUCGCCCCCCGCCCCGCCCGGCGCCUAUAAAACCCGGCCAUCCUCCGACGACGAAUCCAUCGAGCAACACCAGCAGCAACAACAACAAUCUCAAUCCUCUGCUUUAGCCGUCGACCUCAUCCUCCUCCCCUGCGCCGGCGGUUGCAGGGAGAGGGCAGGGGAUUCACCCUAGCGUGCGCCCAGCCAUGGUGGUGAACAACAAGGUUGAGACCCUGGCGUUCGACCUGGAGGCGGGGCACGGGCCCGGGGCGAAGGCGGUGGCGGAUUCGGGGGCGCGUCAGCAGCAGCAGCGGCAGGCGGCGCCGGCGGGGAUGGUGCAGGUGGAGCUGCACAAGGUGUCGGCGCCGGAGCGGCGGACGACGGCGCGGGCGCUGGGGCAGCGGCUGGCGGAGAUCUUCUUCCCCGACGACCCCCUGCACCAGUUCAAGAACCAGUCGCUCGCCCGGAAGCUGGUGCUCGCGCUGCAGUACUUCUUCCCCAUCUUCCACUGGGGCUCCAACUACAGCCUCCGCCUCCUCCGCUCCGACGCCGUCGCCGGCCUCACCAUUGCCAGCCUCGCCAUCCCACAGGGCAUCAGCUACGCCAAGCUCGCCAACCUGCCGCCCAUCAUCGGCCUAUAUUCGAGCUUCGUGCCGCCGUUGAUCUACGCGCUGCUGGGGAGCUCGCGGGACCUGGCGGUGGGGCCUGUAUCCAUCGCGUCGCUGGUGAUGGGGUCCAUGCUCCGGGAGGCGGUGGCGCCGGAGCAGCAGCCCAUCCUGUACCUGCAGCUGGCCUUCACCGCCACCUUCUUCGCCGGCGUCUUCCAGGCCUCGCUGGGCUUCCUCCGCCUCGGGUUCAUCGUCGACUUCCUCUCCAAGGCCACGCUCACCGGGUUCAUGGGCGGCGCCGCCGUCAUCGUGUCCCUGCAGCAGCUCAAGGGCCUCCUCGGCAUCGUCCACUUCACCACCCACAUGGGCUUCGUCGACGUCAUGGCCUCCGUCGUCCGCCGCCACAGCGAGUGGCAGUGGCAGACCAUCGUCAUGGGCGUCGCCUUCCUCGCCAUCCUCCUCGGCACACGCCAAAUCAGCGCUCGGAAUCCACGGCUUUUCUGGGUGUCAGCGGCGGCUCCCCUGACGUCGGUGAUUGCCUCCACCGUCAUCUCCUACCUCUGCAGAGGCCACGGCAUCAGCAUCAUCGGCGACCUCCCGAGGGGAGUGAACCCUCCAUCCAUGAACAUGCUCGUCUUCAGCGGCUCCUACGUCGCCCUGGCCGUCAAGACCGGGAUCAUGACCGGCAUCCUGUCCCUCACCGAGGGGAUCGCGGUGGGCCGGACGUUCGCGUCGAUCAACAACUACAACGUGGACGGGAACAAGGAGAUGAUGGCGAUCGGGGUGAUGAACAUGGCGGGGUCCUGCGCCUCCUGCUACGUCACCACGGGCUCCUUCUCCCGCUCCGCCGUCAACUACAGCGCCGGGUGCCGGACGGCGGUGUCGAACAUCGUCAUGGCCUCCGCCGUCCUGGUGACGCUGCUCUUCCUGAUGCCGCUGUUCCACUACACCCCGAACGUGAUCCUGUCGGCCAUCAUCAUCACCGCCGUGGCCGGGCUGAUCGACGUCCGCGGCGCCGCCAAGCUGUGGAAGGUGGACAAGCUGGACUUCUGCGCGUGCGUGUCCGCCUUCCUCGGCGUGCUCCUCGUGUCCGUCCAGGUCGGGCUGUCGAUCGCCGUGGGCAUCUCGCUGUUCAAGAUCCUGCUGCAGGUGACCCGGCCCAACACCGUCGUCAUGGGGCUGGUCCCCGGCACGCAGAGCUACCGCAGCAUGGCGCAGUACCGCGAGGCCGUGCGCGUGCCGCCGUUCCUCGUCGUCGGCGUCGAGUCGGCCAUCUACUUCGCCAACUCCACCUACCUGGUGGAGCGGAUCAUGCGGUACCUCCGAGAGGAGGAGGAGCGCGCCGCCAAGGCCAACCUCUGCGGCGUCCGCUGCAUCGUCCUCGACAUGAGCGCGGUGACGGCGAUCGACACGAGCGGGCUGGACGCGCUGGCGGAGAUGAAGCGGGUGCUGGACAAGCGGGGCAUCGACCUGGUGCUGGCGAACCCGGUGGGGUCGGUGACGGAGAGGAUGUACAACUCGGUGGUGGGGGACACGUUCGGGUCGGACCGCAUCUUCUUCAGCGUCGCCGAGGCCGUCGCGGCGGCGCCGUACAAGGCGCAGCCCUGACACCGCCAUAGACCAGCAAGCAGUAGGGUGCAUAGAUGAAGAAGAAGGAGAAGAAGAGGAUUAAGAAGAAGAAGAAUUAAUCAGGAUGCAGAUCAGUGUGUGGUGUGCUUGAUGAAAGUUAAUCAGGAUGCAGAGUGUGGUUAGGGUAAUUACUUAAGGCCGGAAUAACGGCGGUGCUGAUCUCUCAUCUCUUCACUCCCGUGGAGAAGAGGUUUUUGUUUCUUGGAUGAAGAAAAUGUACCCCUAAUCAGCAUGCGCGCGGUUGUUGUUGUAGAAGGAGAAGAAGAUGUAAGGUGAUGCAGAUGUAAUCAAUGGAAGUUGGUUAAAUUUCGUAGUC
This is a messenger RNA of Triticum urartu, 2557 nucleotides long. Its product is annotated as putative sulfate transporter 3.4. Gene Ontology annotation, biological process: sulfate transmembrane transport. Gene Ontology annotation, cellular component: membrane. Gene Ontology annotation, molecular function: secondary active sulfate transmembrane transporter activity. Lineage: Eukaryota; Viridiplantae; Streptophyta; Magnoliopsida; Poales; Poaceae. The record is from RefSeq and is a predicted model, not a curated record.